This is a messenger RNA of Peromyscus eremicus (cactus mouse), 993 nucleotides long. It is a transcript of the gene Ubl3, whose product is annotated as ubiquitin like 3. Gene Ontology annotation, molecular function: protein binding. Lineage: Eukaryota; Metazoa; Chordata; Mammalia; Rodentia; Cricetidae. The coding region runs from base 479 to 832 and encodes 117 amino acids. The record is from RefSeq and is a predicted model, not a curated record. The transcript is spliced from 5 exons.
GGCCCCGCGGCGCGCGCUGAGCCUCUCGGCGGCCGGGGCCGCCCUCAGCCCCGCGCUCGAUGUGUCGCCACAUAGUUAUCUGUGCACUUGGUCGCCGGGGCUCUAAUGAGGACCUGAGUCGCGAGCGCGUGUGAAUCACCGCCUGGGCCCGGCGAGGAGGACGGCGCAUUUAACCCCCUCCCACCCCGCUCCAUGUCCGUGUGUCACUCGGCUCCGUCCACCUGGCGCGGCGGGUCCUGGCGCUGCCACUGCUGCUGACGACCAGCUCCCCUCGCGCCUCUCGCCCCAGAACCUCCUGGGCUCCCACGGAACUUGUACUUGUUUUGUUUUCUGUCGUUUUCCUCCUUGGAAAAGCUCAGCAAGGAACCACCGAUCGGAACUGUGAAGCUUUUCCAUUUCCCGUAGCUCCAGCACUUCGGCCCUUGUCUUUUCUGUUUUGUUUUCUGCGUAAACCUCUGGCCCACUCUCAAAAGGCAAGAUGUCCAGUCAUGUCCCGGCGGAUAUGAUUAACUUGCGCCUCAUCUUGGUGAGUGGAAAGACGAAGGAGUUCCUCUUCUCCCCGAAUGACUCCGCCUCCGACAUUGCGAAGCAUGUCUACGACAACUGGCCCAUGGACUGGGAAGAAGAACAGGUGAGCAGUCCAAACAUCCUGCGCCUCAUUUAUCAAGGCAGAUUUCUACACGGAAACGUCACGUUAGGAGCAUUAAAACUUCCUUUUGGCAAAACAACAGUGAUGCAUUUGGUGGCCAGAGAGACCCUGCCAGAGCCCAACUCACAAGGUCAGAGGAAUCGGGAGAAGACUGGAGAGAGCAACUGCUGCGUGAUCCUGUGACACGUCGCAGCACGUGCUGCAGUCUGUUGAUGCUGCUGGGACAGAGGACUUCAACAGCACCCACACCUGUGGGACAGCCACACCUGCACACCAUGGGGCUGAAUUACUCGGGAACUCUGUCAUCUCUUCUUAGAAAGUAAAAAGAACCAAGAAGACUCUCA